Gossypium raimondii (Peruvian cotton) is the source of this 1559-nucleotide messenger RNA. Its product is annotated as UPF0481 protein At3g47200. The transcript has a single exon. Bases 223 to 1551 code for a protein of 442 amino acids. The record is from RefSeq and is a predicted model, not a curated record. NCBI's taxonomy places the organism in Eukaryota, Viridiplantae, Streptophyta, Magnoliopsida, Malvales, Malvaceae.
CUACUCCACACCAUGAUUUAGAGGAGAAAAAACAAGAGCACUUUAUAUGGGAUUUGCUUUAACUAUAUCUUAGAUUCUUUUCCAGUAUACUCACUCAUUCUGCCAUCUAUUUGAAACAAUAACUUGUAUAAAUUAACGAGUACCCCAAAAAUCCAUGAUAGAUACAGGCUAUUAUUAACUCAUUUUGCCAUUUUUUUAAAAUAUUUCUUUGCAGGCUGGAAAAUGGAGGCACAAAGUGGAAGAUCAAAUGAAAACGUUGUCAUCAGUGUUGGAGCAUUGUGUUCUCUGAAGGUUGAGCUAAGGGAUGCUUGUUUAUCCAUGCCCCAAAGCUACUGCAUCUUCAAAACCCCAACCAUACUCUUCAGGCACAAAGAGACCUCUUUUCUCCCCAAUUGUUUCUCCAUUGGGCCAAUGCACCAUGGAAAACGAAACUUGUUAGCCACUGAGAAAAUCAAAGUCAAGUACUUGAAGGCUCUCCUUUCCAGGGUGAUCGGAAGUCGCUAUGAAACGAUGUCCGAACAAUCCAAAGAGAUUGAAGAACAGAAUGUUUUAUCUGAUUGGAUUGAUUCUGUUGAGAUGAUUAAGAAAGAGGCCAGUUCUUGCUAUGCAGGCCGUGAUUUUGCAGCAGAAUUGGGUGAUGAGUUCGUUAAAACAAUGCUGCUAGAUGGUGUCUUCGUUAUCGAGCUGUUUCGUAAAGAUGCGGAAGUGGUGAAGCCAGAGCCGGACGACCCGAUUUUCUCCAUGUCAUGUAUGCUGCAAUAUCUACACCAUGACUUGAUUUUGUUAGAGAAUCAAAUCCCCUGGUUAGUGCUUGAUCUCUUGUAUGAAAAAUCUAGGCUCCCUUGUGAAACCAAGUCCUUGAUUGAACUUGCCCUCAUGUUCUUUGCUAAUACCUUCACUUCUCAUCCCCCUCCUAUAAAUACAAGCCGUUUCAAAGACGAAAAUAUCAAGCAUAUUCUUGAUUUGUUAAGAUCAUCCUUGGUGUUACCAUUCCAAGAAACAGUAAAAAAAAACGAAUCCAGCUGGCAGCCGAUUCGUUCCAUCACUAGGCUCAAAGAAGCAGGUGUAAAAUUCGUGAAAGCUGUACCAGAACCAGACAGCGUCUUGGACAUAAGGUUUAGAGAUGGUUGUCUCACAAUCCCAUCAUUGCUGAUCCAAGAGACGACUGAAACGAUCUUCCGGAACCUGAUCGCGUACGAGCAGUGUUUGCCUAAAUGUCAACCUAAAUUCACUUGCUAUGCCAAGCUCCUCGAUAACCUCAUUGACACCACCAACGACAUGGAGAUACUGUGCAAGAGGGAGAUCUUCGACAACUGGUUGAGUCCCGCCGAUGCAACCCAGUUUUUCAAUAAUCUUUAUAAUGAUGCUUUUGUCAAGGAAUUCUAUUAUUCCGAACUUUGUAAUAAACUCGAUCGUCAUUGUAAACGGAUGUGGCCUCAAUGGCGAGCAUACUAUGUGCAAAACUAUUUCAGCAAGCCUUGGGCUAUCGCUGCUCAAAUUUAUGCUGUUGUCAUGUUGGUUCUCACAGUGUGGCAAACAUACAUAAAAUAGAAUUGAAC